This is a messenger RNA of Spodoptera exigua (beet armyworm), 1194 nucleotides long. NCBI's taxonomy places the organism in Eukaryota, Metazoa, Arthropoda, Insecta, Lepidoptera, Noctuidae. The record is from the annotation of a GenBank genome assembly.
AUGGCUGGUCCGUACCUUUCUCCCCUACCGGGGGAUUUACUAACAGAGUACAUGUUUGGAAGACGUCGUCAGCGACGGAACCGAACGACCUUCACACCGCAGCAGCUCAGUGAACUGGAGUCUCUCUUUCAGAAGACACAUUACCCAGAUGUUUUCUUGAGAGAGGAGGUGGCGCUGAGGAUCAGUCUUUCAGAAGCUAGAGUUCAAACACGCACCAAGCGCUUCGCCUCAACAUUUAUCAUCAGAACCGCUAAGAAGAGGAAUUCUGUGCCAGAGUCUGCGUUCCUCAAAGGCAAAGGCGUAUUCAAGGCUCGAAUAAAUAGCUUGCUGCCGCAGGCGUGCUCAAGCCCAUCAUCAUCAUCAGCCUAUAAGUGCCCACUGCUGAGCAAAGGCCUCUUCUCAUACGGAGAAGUGUGGGAGAGCCAAGCUUCGGCACGAAUGGGUCGGCUCGACCGGAGUGAUACCACGGCCUCACAGAAUACCGGUGUAAAACAACCCACAGCGUUGUUUCGCCGUGUAUGGUUUCAAAACCGUCGUGCGAAGUGGCGCAAGCAGGCACGCUUGCAACUGCUGCAGGAUGCAUGGCGGAUGAGGUGCCUCGGACUAGGAUCUCCACCAUUACCGUUGUCAGGUCACGGCAAACCGGACUCUUCACCCGAAGCUUCGGAAUCACCUAACGACAAGGACUCCCCUGAACCGCCAGGAGCCAAUGAGAACCGCGAGCUGAAAUCUCCUCGUCAGGACCCAUACCUUCACAAUACGAACAUGGAACAGAUCCAAACAGUGAACUCUAAUGUUCAUGAACUCCCUCCGAUGGCAUACAACGAAGAGGGAAGGAUGUUACAGCAACCGUUUACAUUCCCACCAAUGAUGAUACCACAGCAAAUGGAACCAGAAAUAGUCCCAACAGACUUGAGGGUGAUGUCAAAACCAAACCCUUGUUCCUGUGGAACCGCUGUGCAGGACAUGGAUGAACCACAGAACUUAGCAUACCGCCAACAAAGACAGGAUAAAGAAAGCGACAGUGAUUCGGACACCGAAAUAGACCUAACCUCACAUUCCAAAGAUGAUGAUAUAAGGGAAUCUGAAAGGUUGGCUAAUAGAAUCGCUACCAGCAUCUUCCGAAGUGACACAGUUCUACAUGAAAUGAUGCCUAAUGAUCUCAGCUUAGCAAAUAAGAAUAAUGAUAAGUGA